AAACUUUUCCCCUCUCGUAUCAGUGCGACUUCAUUCAAAGCAUUGCUGUGUGUCGUGUGUGAGUUUGCGGUUCUAGAAGUACGAGCAAAAAAAAAUAAUAUAAAAAAUAGCAGAGUGCAAGAGAAAAGCGAAAAGACAGCAGAAGUAGCAGAAGCAGCAGCAGUCAAGGCAGCCAGCAGUGCUGAGCAGUGGGGAGAAGAAGGAAGAAAUAUUCACAAAUCCAAAAUGGACGAACUCUUGGUGGAAGUAUGCGGCGAAAACGGAGCCAACUAUAAGGGAGUUGUGACGAACGUUUUCGAAGAUGGAGUUAUGGUGGCAUUUGAAAAUGACUGGCAGGAGGAGUCCAAAUUUCUGUUCAGUCAAGUCCGGCUACCGCCGACGGAGACCGCGACCACAUUCUGCGAGCACAUGGAAGUGGAGGUGUACUCCCGAUCGAACGAAAACGAAGCGUGCGGUUGGUGGAGAGCGGCCAUUAAGAUGAUGAAGGGCGACUUCUUCGUGGUCGAGUAUCUCGGCUGGGACAACAGUUACACGGAAAUCGUGUCCGCCGAUCGGUUGCGGGUGAAGAACACCAACCCACCCAUUACCGACAAGACGUUCUACCGGUUCGAGAUCGAGGUACCAGAGGACAUACGGGAAUAUUCUAUGCUAAGCAGUGCCAAAAUCGACGGCGUGCAUCGGGAGUUUCAGAAGGCGAUCGGUGCGGCCGAGUGUAGGUACGUGCCGGAACGGGGUACGCUGCUGGUGAUAUCAAGGAACGAAACGACCCAGCGGCGGGCGACCAUGAUGCAGGAGAUGUGUUUCCGGAAUUUAAGCCAGAAGGUGAUGCUACUAAAACGAACUGAAGAAGCUGCCAGACAACUAGAAUCGACAAAGCUGCAUAGUUCGGGCGGAAAUUUCACUAACAAUCCGAGAAUUUCCGCUUUUAUUGGACAAUCAAUGAGUGAGAGAUUCACGGACGAGUUCAAGGUGCGGGACGAUCUGAUGGGGCUGGCGAUCGGUGCGCACGGGGCCAACAUCCAGACCGCCCGCAAACUAGACGGCGUGCUCAAUAUCGAGCUCGAGGAGAACACCUGCACCUUCCGAAUCUCUGGCGAGACUGACGAGGCGGUGAGGAAAGCCCGCGCCAUGCUAGAGUACAGCGAGGAGUCGCUGCAGGUGCCGCGGAACCUUGUGGGCAAGGUGAUCGGCAAGAACGGACGCAUCAUCCAGGAGAUCGUGGACAAGAGCGGCGUAGUUCGUGUAAAGAUCGAAGGCGACAACGAGCCGGAACCGAGCAUCCCCCGGGAGGAGGGCCAGGUGCCUUUCGUGUUCGUUGGCACGGUGGAAAGCAUUGCCAACGCCAAAGUGCUGCUCGAGUAUCAUCUAGUGCAUUUGAAGGAAGUGGAACAACUGCGACAGGAGAAGUUGGAAAUUGAUCAGCAAUUGCGGGCGAUUCAGGGUGCCACCAUGGGCUCAAUGCAAAACUUUUCGAUGAAUCGCAGGUCGGACCGAGCGUACAGUAGCGACGUGGAAGGGGGCUCCAGAUCAGGCCGGGGAGGAAUGCGCGGGCGUGGAGGCCGAGGUCGAGGGGGCAACCCACGGUACACUGGUCGUCGUGACAAUACCGGUGACGAUGAGUACACAAUCCGCGGGGCCGGUGGUGGUGGUGAUCGGGGUGAUCGCGAUCAGCGUAACAACUACUCCGAGAACCGGGGUAAUCGGAGGGGAUAUAGCGAAAAACGGGGCACUAGCAGUGGGGAUGGCGGUCGUGGUGGUGGCGGCGGCGGAGGUGCCGGCAAACGAUCCGAAAGAAACAAAUCCCAAAGCCACCAGCAUCAGCAACCGGGUCCAGCUUCGUCAUCGAUGCCUGGUGGCGGCGUGGCUCAGUCUCCACCACAGCAGCAACCACCGCAACUGCAGUCGCAGCAAUCGCAGCAAUCCCAGCAGCCACAGCAACAGGUUAUCUAUGAGGACUCUUGCUGGGCGACCAGCACGGAGGACGGCCAACAGGAAAACAAUCGUGAACUGAAUAGUGUUGACAGGGAUAGCCAUUCGUCGAAUGAAGGAAUCCAUAACCGAAGUCGCCGAAGAUCGAAGAAUCCAGCCCACUCGAACAAAUCCAAUGGAAACGUCCAAUCGAUGAGCGGAAAGUCAGGUAACGCUAUCAGCAGCAACAGCACACCUCAGCAGGGAGGUUUGGAUCUUCAUGACAACGGUGGCAACACGAUCGUUAACGCAACUGCUAAACAACAGAAUCACCAGCAUAACAGUACGAACAGCAGCUCUAUUAGUGCAUCAUCGCAGCCGCCACAACAACAGCAACAGCAGCAGCAACAGAUGCCUCCGCCUAAGGUUCAACGGGACCAAAAUGCUCCCAGGAACCGUGGUGGUGGCCGUGGCGGUGGCGCCGGUGGUGGUAAGCAUAAGCAGAAUCAGCAACAGAACCAGAAUCAGGCAGCUGCAGGCGGCGCCCUCAACAGUAAUGCUAAUGCUGAUCACCAUUCCCACCAUUCGGUGGGUGGCGCGACCGGCAAGGAAGCGCUUGUCAAUGGCUCCUCAUAGAAUCAACUAGCAGUGGUUAGUCUGCUGCUGGUGGGAGCGUGAACAAUAGAGAUACACACACACACACCUACUACUACUACAACUAAUAAUAAUAAUUACAUAAACCCACACAUAUAAUGAGGAAAAACAACUUACACAGAAUAGAGAAACUUACUCGACUCGACUACCAAUUACGAAUAUUUGUGCGUGUAAUCGAAGCCAAUUACAGAGGAAGAGAGCAAAUAAGCGGAAGCAGGAGCAGAAGCAAAUAUUUGAGUAGUUGUGCAAAAUCUAGAGGAAAAAACAAACAAAAACGUUGUGUAGAUGUGAUGGAGGUGAGAAAACGUGAAUUAAUCACCCACAGACAGCAAGCAAACAAAUAUUAGAUAUUGAUUGAUUGAAGGCAAACAAACAAAAAAUAUUUGCUCGCCGAUUACCCAUUGGACAUGGGGUAAGAGCAAAACCAAAAAGAGAGAGAGAACAUACAAAUACUAAAAUAACAAGCUAGAAUUGAACUAGAAUGCAGUAUUUUUAAUAAGAUGUUUUCCAAGUUUUCCUAUCUUUUCUAUCUACCCGGCAAUAUGAAAUCAGCAGCAACAGAGCAGAGCAACAGCGCGCUUCUCGGAAUCGAAUUUAACCACUCCCUAGGUUUUAUUCUCCAUUAUUCAGUUUCGUUUUCAAAAAUCGAAAAAUUAUUAACACACUAUUUUCAAACAUAAAUCCAAACAAUGAGCACAGUGUUUUGUACAUAAGCAGGGAACGAAGUUUUCUCUCGAAAACCCAAGCGGAGAAGUGUUUCGUUGAAGCCUUUCGGGAAAAUCAAACAAACAAACGAAGCAGCCGAAUUCAGAUACCACUUCCUCACCACACCACACACACAUGAGAGGAUUAAAACACGUUCAUACAAACAAACGAACAACAUUUUCACACACACGCAAAAACGCCGAUAUACGCUGAAUAGAUUAGGAAUUCCUUUUUGUUAUGCGCUGAUACACAGAACAUUAUAUGUAGAGAGAGAGACAAGCAAAUGGAACAUGUCAGGAUCAUUUUCAUUUUUUUUGUGUUAAGGAUACAAAUAUAGAGAACAUAUACGAACUAAAAAGCGAAAAUGUAGCGUCUCGCUUUGGUGAAACAAAAUGCGUGAACUAUUUACACAAUCAUUGCACGCUUUAGUGCCGGAAAGAAGUGACUACUCAGUAAAAAGCAAGCUUAGCGCGCGCACACAAUUUGCUGGAGUUAUAAAACCAAGAGCGCGCGCAUUAGCCAAAACAAUAUCAAAACCCCCCAAACGCAGCAACGGAGAAAGGAAGAACGAAAGAAAAACAUUACACUCUGGAUUAGGAGGAUCAGACGGAGAUGCCGUGUGCCGUGCGCGGACACCAAGACCGGAGCGCAACUCUUCCCAUCUCGCCCCAUCCUGAUCAUGAUUAUUAUUUUUAUUUUUUCCUAGGCUUAUUACGCUAUUUAGGCUUUUCACUGAUAUUUUUUUUAUUUAUUAUAAUAUAGUUUAACUCUUUCUGUGAAAAUAUUGUACUUUAGUUCGAAAAUUAA
This is a messenger RNA of Toxorhynchites rutilus septentrionalis, 4074 nucleotides long. It is a transcript of the gene Fmr1, whose product is annotated as fragile X messenger ribonucleoprotein 1 homolog. The transcript has 14 exons. Gene Ontology annotation, molecular function: mRNA 3'-UTR binding; translation regulator activity; protein homodimerization activity. Gene Ontology annotation, biological process: regulation of translation at postsynapse, modulating synaptic transmission; regulation of mRNA stability; positive regulation of translation. The record is from RefSeq and is a predicted model, not a curated record. Gene Ontology annotation, cellular component: postsynaptic density; neuronal cell body; axon. Bases 226 to 2544 code for a protein of 772 amino acids. NCBI's taxonomy places the organism in Eukaryota, Metazoa, Arthropoda, Insecta, Diptera, Culicidae.